AUGUCCGCCUUGUCACAGAAGCCGGCGGUGCCUGCUUCACAGCUUUAUACCAAACUGAAAAGAGUGGGUAAAGGUGCCUAUGGUUCUGUUUAUAAGGGGAUCAACAACAAGACAAAGCAAAUCGUCGCAAUCAAGGUGCUCAACCUAGACACCGAGGAAGAUGACGUCGACGAUAUUCAGAAGGAAAUCAGUCUAUUGUCCCAGCUGACUCUCGCUCGUUCUCGAAAUAUUACGCCUUAUUAUGGAAGUAUAUUGAACGACACCAAACUGUGGAUCAUUAUGGAUUACGCUGCAGGCGGUAGUGUCCGAACUAUUAUGAAGUCAGGUCCUAUUGAAGAAAAAUAUGCCUCUGUUAUUACACGGGAAGUUUUGUUGGCGUUAUCCUACUUGCACAAGAAUCACAUCAUUCAUAGAGAUAUCAAAGCGGCGAAUAUCCUUUUGACCGCAGAGGGCAAUGUUCAGCUGUGUGAUUUUGGCGUGGCAGGGCAGACGUCUGUUAGUUCGCUCAAAAGAAACACAUUCGUCGGUACACCAUACUGGAUGGCACCGGAAGUCAUCAGAGAAGGAGCUUCUUACGAUUACAAGGCGGAUAUAUGGUCGUUGGGUAUCACUGUAUAUGAGAUGAUCAUAGGAAACCCGCCCUUGGCUCACGUCGAUCCCAUGCGAGCGGUCAUACUGAUCCCGAAAACUAAGCCGCCAACGAUGGAUGAUGCUCACUCCACCCAACUAAAAGAUUUCAUUGAAUCGUGUUUAUGCGAAGAUCCGAAUGAUCGAUUAAACGCCGACGAGUUGAUGAAAACCAAAUUUAUCAAAAGCUCCAACAAAACACCCAAAGCUAUUUUACGAAAUCUCAUUGCCCGUUAUGAAUGGUGGAAAAACAACAAUGAAACCAACAAACGUCUCAGCAUAAUAUCGGAUGAUCUCAGUGAUAGGUAA
This is a messenger RNA of Radiomyces spectabilis, 936 nucleotides long. RefSeq names its product Pkinase-domain-containing protein. The transcript is spliced from 7 exons. The record is from RefSeq and is a predicted model, not a curated record. NCBI's taxonomy places the organism in Eukaryota, Fungi, Mucoromycota, Mucoromycetes, Mucorales, Radiomycetaceae. Gene Ontology annotation, biological process: protein phosphorylation. Gene Ontology annotation, molecular function: protein kinase activity; ATP binding. The coding region runs from base 1 to 936 and encodes 311 amino acids.